AUGGUCAUAUACAUGCCCGUGUGCUUGGGAUCGUUCAUCGGUAGCGGAAAAUCUAACCUCCAGUGUCAAAAAUCUGUAUAUAAAUAUUGCAAACUAGGAAGCAAGAAUUUGAACAUCAGACGACCAAAGAGAAUCACCGGAACGCAGCGAUAUCCUUUCAAUGCGGAUAGGAUUCCGAUGCGAGGAUGUCUGCAACCGGCCAGAUGGCUGACCACAGCCACCCUGCGACGACCACUGCUCUCCUGCCCUCGACAGCUCCCAACCCGCUAUAACCCGUUUCCGCGACCUUUCCACCAUGCGCCAGUACUCCAGGCUCGACAGCCGAGCAAGCCUCUUUCGCUGGUGGAAGAGCGGAUCGAUGCCAUUCCAAUCGAACGGUACCGCAAUUUCUGCAUCGUGGCUCAUGUAGACCACGGCAAAAGCACACUAUCAGACAGACUUCUUGAGCUGACAGGCACCAUCAAACCGGGAGAGAAUAAACAGGUACUCGACAAGCUAGACGUCGAGCGGGAGAGGGGGAUCACCGUCAAAGCUCAGACAUGUACAAUGCUCUAUAAUCACCGGGGGAAAGACUACUUGCUCCACCUCAUCGACACGCCCGGGCACGUCGAUUUUCGGACAGAGGUAUCUCGUAGCUAUGCCAGCUGCGGCGGAGCAUUGCUACUCGUUGAUGCGAGCCAGGGAGUCCAGGCGCAGACAGUUGCCAACUUUUAUUUAGCCUUUGCCCAGGGCUUAACGUUGGUGCCCGUCAUCAACAAGGUGGAUCUUCCCUCAGCCGACCCCGAACGAGCACUGGAACAGAUGAAGACCACAUUCGAAUUGGACGUCGACAAGGCCGUCAGAGUUUCUGCAAAGACGGGGCUGAAUGUUCAGGAGCUGUUGCCAGCCAUUAUUGAGAGCAUUCCUGCGCUGCUCCUAGUUGAUUCCUGGUAUUCCACCUACAAAGGAGUAAUCAUUCUGACCCGUGUCUUUGACGGAGAAGUCAAGGCAGGCGACCAGCUCGUCUCUUUUGCAACCGGCCUCAAGUACACGGUGGGCGAGGUCGGAAUCAUGUACCCGAGUCAAACACCACAGUCUGUCCUAAGGGCCGGUCAAGUAGGCUAUAUCUACUUCAAUCCUGGCAUGAAACGAAGCCAGGAGGCCAAGAUUGGCGACACGUUCACAAAAGUCGGCUGCGAGAGUCUGGUCGAACCUCUCCCAGGAUUUGAAGAGCCCAAGUCUAUGGUAUUUGUUGCCGCUUAUCCAGUGGAUUCAAACGACUUUCAUCAUCUCGAAGAAAGCAUCAACCAGCUGUUGCUUAAUGACAGGAGUGUCACCAUGCAAAAAGAAUCAUCCGAAGCUCUUGGUGCAGGCUUCCGCCUGGGAUUCCUCGGGACACUGCACUGCUCUGUCUUUGAAGACCGUCUUCGCCAGGAGCACGGUGCAAGCAUCAUACUCACGCCGCCAACAGUACCGUGCAAGGUGAUUUGGAAGGACGGCAAGGAAACCAUCUUCACUAAUCCCAGCCGGUUCCCCGAUGAGGACACCCUUCGUGUCAAGGUCGCCGAGCUACAAGAACCAUACGUUCUAGCCACAAUAACCUUUCCGGAAGAAUAUCUAGGUCGUGUAAUGGAGCUCUGCGAGGCUAAUCGCGGCGAGCAGGUCAGCAUGGAGUUCUUCACUGCCACUCAGGUCAUACUCAAGUAUCAGUUGCCGCUCGCGCAGUUAGUCGAUGACUUUUUUGGAAAGCUCAAGGGCUCGACCAAGGGCUAUGCCAGCAUAGACUACGAAGAAUCCGAGUGGAGAAAAAGCAACGUUGUCAAGCUCCAGCUGCUCGUUAACAAGACUCCAGUCGACGCAGUCUCCCGUAUAGUUCACUCGAGUCAGGCCAACAGGCUGGGCCGUCAGUGGGUGACCAAAUUCAAGGAGCAUGUCGAACGGCAGAUGUUCGAAGUCAUCAUCCAGGCUGCUGUUGGGAGGAAUGUCCUGGCCAGAGAGACCAUCAAGCCGUAUCGGAAAGACGUGCUGGCAAAGCUUCAUGCCAGCGAUAUUACCCGACGGAAGAAGCUGCUGGAGAAACAGAAAGAAGGGAGGAAACGUCUGAAGGCCGUUGACUCGGCCAUGGUAGCUAUAUUCCUUGCCCGCGUUCCCGUUAAUAAUGGAGGCUCCAAAGAUCUUUUUGUCUGGGUUUGGAUGGGUGUCUGGAUUCCACGCCAGCUCUAG
This is a messenger RNA of Microsporum canis CBS 113480, 2202 nucleotides long. Its product is annotated as GTP-binding protein GUF1. Gene Ontology annotation, biological process: positive regulation of translation. NCBI's taxonomy places the organism in Eukaryota, Fungi, Ascomycota, Eurotiomycetes, Onygenales, Arthrodermataceae. The record is from RefSeq and is a predicted model, not a curated record. Bases 1 to 2202 code for a protein of 733 amino acids. The transcript has 4 exons. Gene Ontology annotation, molecular function: GTPase activity; mitochondrial ribosome binding; GTP binding. Gene Ontology annotation, cellular component: mitochondrion.